UUCCAUCCAUAUUAUAUAUAUAAUAUAUAUCUAUAUAAAUAGAUCGGUAAUAAUAAUUCUAUUGAUUUGGUAACUAAACCAGGGAUUUAAAACCAUGGCCAUUUGGUGUAUUUUCACUGGACUUCUUGGGCUGCUAUCAAUCUCUUCUGCCCAAGGCCGUGGAGACACCUUCCACGCCAUGACUUCGGAUGAAGACAAAUUGGAAGAUGAUGCAGAUCCACCAGACGACAUUCUGGACAUCAACCUGGACCUGAUUCCUCCAGAAGCUCCAGAAAGCAGUUUCCUGAUUGAAGGAGACAUCAUUAAAAAGAGCCCCUUCCGGCUGUUUUCUUCUGCCGAUCCGCGUUGGCCGAAGAAGAGAGGAAUUGUCCAGAUCCCUUAUGUGAUUUCCUACAGAUACGAUCGAUCCAGCCUGAAGAUCAUUGAGGAAGCCUUUGAGGAAUUUGCGAGGUUCACCUGCGUCAGAUUUGUGCCUCGUUCCUACCAGAGAGACUUCAUCUCCAUCGCACCACUUUCUGGAUGCUUCUCCAGCGUGGGACGGGUCGGGGGGAUGCAGGCGGUGUCCCUGGCCCCGGUGUGCCUGCGCAAAGGGAGAGGCGUCGCUCUGCACGAGCUCAUGCACCUCUUGGGCUUCUGGCACGAACACUCCCGGGCUGACCGCGACAACUACAUCCGCAUCUCCUGGAACGACGUCUUGACCGGUUUUGAGACGAACUUCUUGAAGUCGUGGAAUACCAACAUGCUGGGGGACUACGACUAUUCCUCUGUGAUGCACUACGGCAGGACCGCCUUCAGCAUGACCGGCCUCCCCACCAUCAUCCCUCUCUCCAGGCAUGACGACGUCUUCCUCGGCCAAAGGUGGAACCUCAGCAGAUCGGACAUCGCCAGGGUCAACAAGCUCUACAGGUGUUCUCAGGCCGCGGCUCAAGCAGAAACCUCCACAUGGAGAGCUUUCAAGAAGAAAAUGAUGGAUUUCGUUCCAAGGGAGACUCAACCUUGUGCCAAUGAAAGCCAAGUUGAGACCUCAACAGCCUGGAACCAUUGUAUUAAGGCUUCUGAUGGGGUUACCAUGUCUUCAAGCAGGACUGUUGAUGAAGGUAUAACAUCUCCAGAAGCCCAGACACGGACAGGUUGGCCAUCUGGAGCAGAAGAGCCAAAGGAACGCAUGGAGUCCUCAGAGACUUCUAGCCAAGCAGAAGAAGGCAGGGGAUUCUUAGGACCUACAGCAGAGACACCAUGCAAAAACCUAUCUAAGGAAAUGGAGGCUCCAAAUGUAGUCAGCACUUCCCAGAAGACCUCUUUGCAAAACCCCACCAGUAGCACCAAGGAGCUGAGAAGGAGCUCUCCAAGUGACAAGGAGAUCUACCUACCUGAAGAGCAAAGACCAGCUCUGGAAGAAGAAGGUUCUCCAAGACCGACCGAGAUCUACGGUUUCUCUGUGGUGAUCAACCAACCCAAUGAAGCGUUCUAUCAGACCACCAGCAUCUCUGCAAGUGAGAGAAGUCCUCCACCACCGAAGACCAACCCCAAGGAGCUGAGAAGGAGCUCUCCAAGUGACAAGGAGAUCUACCUACCUGAAGAGCAAAGACCAACUCUGGAAGAAGAAGGUUCUCCAAGACCAACCGAGAUCUACGGUUUCUCUGUGGCGAUCAACCAACCCAAUGACGUGUUCUAUCAGACCAUCAGCAUUUCUGGAAGUGAGAGAAGUCCUCCACCACCGAAGACCAACCCCAAGGAGCUGAGAAGGAGCUCUCCGAGUGACAAGGAGAUCUACCUACCUGAAGAGCAAAGGCCAACUCUGGAAGAAGAAGGUUCUCCAAGACCAACCGAGAUCUACGGUUUCUCUGUGGUGAUCAACCAACCCAAUGAAACGUUCUAUCAGACCAUCAGCAUCUCUGGAAGUGAGAGAAGUCCUCCACUACUGAAGACCAAAGCAGCAACUGCUUCGUACAGGCUGCUUUCUCCGAAGAACUCAACCUCCAGUGUUUUGAGAUUUGGGGAGGAAGAAACCAUGGGCCCUGAAGCAGGAAGCCCAGGAAGUUCUGACACCGUUCCUGGAAAUGUGGGGAAGGAAGUAGAAGGCCUUCAGAACAAGGAGCACAGCACCACAAUGCAUGUGCCGUCCAACCCGAAUGGAAAAGAUUAUGGGGAAAACAAAUUGGAACAUGAUGCAUUCCCUAGUCAGGAGGACCUGCUUCCUGGAAGCGUAGAAGUUCCAAAUGCUCACCUGGGUUGGACAGGUUCUGGAAGCCCAUCCAGGUCUUGGUCUGGAGUCACAAAGCAGCCAAAAGAGCGAACUGUCUCCAAAAGCCAGCCUAGAGAACGUGAACCGUUUUCAUAUCCACCUGCUCAUCAGAGGCGAAAGGAGCAGAAGAAAUGGGAGAUGUUUUCCAGAAAGACAUCUCCAGAAUCCUUCACUGGGAUUGGGUCUGAGGAACAUACUCCCACCCAGAUAGAUGUAUGGGAAAUGGGAUCAUUGGCGAUGGAAAACCCUUGGGCUACGGGUCCUGCAGAGAUGCCUGAUCUACCAGGAACAGUUGGACACAGAACCAGAGCUUUGUGGUCACAACAAGGUCCUACCAAAGGAUAUGCAUCCAGUGUCCUUGCGAUGGAACAGGCAUCAUCGAUGGCUGUGCAAGAAAAGUGGGAACCUGACUUUCAAACAGCUUCUAUUAUGUCAACAGAAAGGCAGACAAUGGGGCAAAAGGUUGGAGGAGAACUUGGGACUGGAUCUCCUGUGGAAACCAAGACCCAUGGAAGGGCAACUCUGUGGAGACUCUUUUCUUUGGAACCUUUUAGCAGCCAAAUGCCCAUCCAACCUGGAAAACAGCCAGUAGGAACUCAAAGGCAGCCACUUUCCAUAGAAACGGCCAUUCCUGGAGGAGGGAAAGCUCAGGUACAAACCAGGAAUCCAAAUACAGUAGCUUUGAAACUACUUUGUGGGGCGAAAGUGUUUGGAGCUCUCUCUCCAACCAAACCAAGCACAAGAAGGGUGUCUCCAGAUAUGGGACACAAAUUGGGAGUGACUGGCGGAGAACAUCCAGGGUUGGAGACCAAGGAACGUGGUUCCACCUUGAAAGGAAGGUCUCCAUCAACGGGAGGAAUAAGCACCCCUCUCAGUUGGGUGAGUCAAUCUAACAUAGAUGGAAAUGGAACAGGAAACUACGUAGACUUUGGUAAAGAGGAAACUUCUUCUACAGUGCCCCAUAAAGGGACUCUCCAGAAGAUGCCUCCAACAAUGAAUGUCCAUGUUCCCCGUGUCUCUUCCAUCUUGGUUCAUAGCAAAAGACCCCAAAGUUCUUCUAUUUCAUGGAGAACAGCCACGGACACUGAAGGACCAUCUCCACAAUCUCUGGAAGAAGCUACCAAAAGCCAGGUUGCCUCUCAUCCCCAUGAAAUGAUCUCUGCUGAACUUGUGAAGGCAACAGAAGAGAUGGUUCUCCACAAAAUGAACUGGGUUGGCACCUUUGCUCAGGAAGCCAGAAAUGGGCAGAGUGGUACAUGGUCUCUGACACUAGGAGUGGCAACUCCAGCAUUGUCUUCUAUCUCUAUUGCAGAGGAAACUCAACUUCUGAGCACAUCGGUGGAGCCUCCCAAACCAAAGAACUUUGGUGAGACAUCCAUAGGAAGCCAUCCCACAAAGGAAAGUCUGUCGUCUGAAGGGAAAGUCCUUGUGCCAAGCACUGAGAUGGUUUUUGUGACUCGCUUACCCAAUGCCACCCAUUUAGAGACCUGGAAGAGCUUGACAAUGGCAUCAGUUGGUAUCAAGAGAUGGAGAGAAAUGGCAACAGAGGAGGCCGAUGAUAGCAGAGCAACAUUAACUGCAUCUGACAUGAUGUCUUCUGCUGAAGCUUCCAGGCAAGGGUCUCAUGAAGAACGCAUAGCAGUGGACACAUCUCCACAGCUCCAUCAAAAUGGGAUGGCUCCUUGGUCAACUUCUGGCCAGGUUGCCUCACAUCACCAUGAAAUGAUCUCUGCUGAACCGGUGAAGGCAACAGAAGAGACGGUUCUCCACAAGUUGAAGUGGGUUGGCACCUUUGCUCAGGAAGCCAGAAAUGGGCAAAGUGGGGCAUGGUCUCCUACCCUAGGAGUGAGAACUCCAGCAUUGCCUCCUGUCUCUAUUGCUAGCAGAGCAAUAUUAACUGCAUCCAACAUGAUGUCUUCUGCUGAAGCUUCCAGACAAGGGUCUCGUGAAGAACACAUAGCAGUGGAGACAUCUCCACAGCUCCAUCAAAGUGGGAUGGCUCUUUGGUCAACUUCUGGCCAGGUUGCCUCUCAUCCCCAUGAAAUGAUCUCUGCUGAACCAGUGAAUGCAACAGAAGAGAUGGUUCUCCACAAGAUGAACGGGGUUUCCACCUUUGCUCAGGAAGCCAGAAAUGGGCAGAGUGAUGCAUGGUCUCCUACCCUAGGAGUGGCAACCACAGCAUUGCCUCCUGUCUCUAUUGUGGAGGAAACUCAACUUCUGGGCACAUCGGUGAAGCCUCCCAAGCCCAAGAACUUUGGUGAGACAUCCAUAGGAAGCCACCCCACAAAGGAAAACCUGUCGUCUGCAGGGAAAGCUCUUGCGUUGGGCAUUGUGAUGGUUUCUGUGACUCGCAAAAGACCUCAAAUUUCUUCUAUUUCAUGGAGAACAGCAACGGACACCGAAAAACCAUCUCCACGAUCUCUGGAAGCAACUCCAGCAUUGCCUCCUGUCUCUAUUGCUAGCAGAGCAACAUUAACUGCAUCCGACAUGAUGUCUUCUGCUGAAGCUUCCAGAGAAGGGUCUCAUGAAGAACACAUAGCAGUGGAGACAUCUCCACAGCUCCAUCAAAGUUGGUCAACUUCUGGACCAAAAAUCACAAAGGGUCUCAGGGAAGAGAAAGGGAAGGAUCAUGUACAGAAAAGUGGAGUGUCUAUUUCUGAAGAUACAACUAUAGCAGGAGCCACCAACAUAGGGAAUAGACCCCCAUCUCCAUUGACGUAUCCCAGUUCUGUUGGAGAUGAAGAAGAACCCUCAACGAUCCAUGGAGAAACAAGGUCCAUGCCCAGCUCUUCUGGUACCUAUAGUCAUCUUGGUGCUUCUAUGUCUUCUCACCCAGAAGCUAAAUAUUUUCUUCAUGCCGAGAACAACCUUGGUGCUGAAACGAUGGAGACUACAGUUCCUUUCAAGGAGAGCUCAGAAGUCUCAGGGUCAACUUCUAAAGUUGAUGCAUCUCCAGGAAUUUCAGAUAUCUAUUCCCAAACUCUUGGCCCAGCUGAUUAUACUAGGUCAGAAUUUUCUAUGGUGGACAUCACCCAAAGCCAAGAGGCUCAUGAUCUCAAGGAGUUUCCUUUGACGGAAGGAAGGAGGGUUCAAAACUUCUCUGCUGAGUCAUUCGACCAAACUGCCGAGACCCGAUUUGCAGUGAAACCAAAUAAGAUGUUGAGGAAUGACCUGAAGCAAAUCAUGGAUUUGGACAAUCAUGUUGCCAAGAGGUCUUUGCUAAGAACAAUGGGAUCUAAUCCUGGACAUAAUACUCCUAGGAAACUGAAGUUGAAGGCAAUAUUUCCAAAGAAGCGUGUGCUUAGAAAGUUGGUGGCUGCUCCAACUAGGAUCACUCACCAUUCAUUUGCUCCGAGGCGGUUCAAAGCACAUCUUAGGGCCAAAAAAGAUGGAAUUUUCCUACAGAAAACCUAAUGAAAGAGCCAGCGAAAGCCAUGGAAGUAUCAACAUGCUUCUCCUUCCAAGGUGUCCUUCUGUUGUAGAAUCACCAUAAAGAAUUCCCUAAAGUUUUGGGGAAAAUAAUAAUUGUUACUCAGAGGCCUUUGCUAUCUGACCUAUGGAGAAAAAAGUUACCAAAUGUAUAAAUUAAUAAAUUGGACUUGCAAAUUCCUGA
Molecule: messenger RNA, 5858 nt
Organism: Anolis carolinensis (green anole)
Lineage: Eukaryota; Metazoa; Chordata; Lepidosauria; Squamata; Anolidae
Gene: astl
Product: astacin like metalloendopeptidase
Exons: 9
Coding region: 95-5659 (1854 amino acids)
Biological process (GO): proteolysis
Molecular function (GO): metalloendopeptidase activity; zinc ion binding
Source: RefSeq, a predicted model, not a curated record